Molecule: messenger RNA, 1854 nt
Organism: Pyricularia pennisetigena
Lineage: Eukaryota; Fungi; Ascomycota; Sordariomycetes; Magnaporthales; Pyriculariaceae
Exons: 4
Coding region: 1-1854 (617 amino acids)
Biological process (GO): transmembrane transport
Molecular function (GO): transmembrane transporter activity
Source: RefSeq, a predicted model, not a curated record
AUGUCUUCCAAGCCUGCAGAACUCACCUUCCCCAAGGAUCUAGACUCUACGUCUGAUCUCACACAGGAGGCGGACUCUACAUUUGAUUUCACUGGGAAGCAGCUGAUAGAAGGACGCACGUCGAACAGCAGCGAGUGGUCCAGCGCCAACUCCCGUCCUUCAGAAUCUGAGAAGACGCCCGCGGACAACGACGAUAACGUUUAUCCCUCGAAAGGCAAGGCCAUCGUCAUCGUCAUAGCUCUGAACCUCUCGGUGCUGCUGCUGGCUCUAGAUCAGACCAUCCUCGCCCCUGCCCUAGGCACCAUCACCAGCGAGUUUGGAACCGUAAAGGAUAUCGGUUGGUACGGAGCCGCCUAUCUCGUCACCAGCUGCGCCCUCACUCUUCUGUACGGCCGACUGUACACCAUCUUCAACAUCAAAUGGACCUUCCUGUCCAGCAUUCUCAUUUUUGAGCUCGGCUCCAUGAUCUGCGCCCUCGCACCCACUUCCAGCAUCUUCAUCUUGGGUCGAGCCGUCGCCGGCGCGGGAUGUGGCGGCCUGUACUCGGGCACCGUGAUCAUCACGGGCUUCACUUUGGCGCUGCACCACAGGCCGGUGGCGUUUGGUAUCACCGGCGCCAUCUUUGGUAUCGCGUGCGUUGCUGGGCCUUUGCUGGGCGGUCUCUUUACUGACCACUUAAACUGGCGCUGGUGUUUCUGGAUCAACAUCCCGAUUGGUGCCCUUACCGUUCUCCCCGUCGUCUUCUUUGUCACUAUAAACCGCGACAACAACCCUCAGCGCAAGAGGCUCAUCGACCGGGUCAGGGAGAUUGACAUGUACGGCAUCGCCGCUCUCUUCCCGACCAUGGUGUGCUUCAUCCUAGCCAUUCAGUGGGGAGGAACCCAGUUUGCCUGGAACAGCGCCGAGGUCAUUGGGCUCUUUGUCGCCACCGCCGUGCUGGGCGCAACCUUUGUCUGGGUCGAAAUUCGCACGGGAGAUGGCGGGAUGCUGCCACCGAGGCUUUUUAAGAACCGAGAUGUCGUGCUUGCCUUUGCAUUCUCCGCGGCUUUCUCCGCAGGUUUCACGCCUUUGACCGUUUACACUUCCAUUUACUUCCAAGCAAUCUUUGGCGAUAGAGCCGUCGACGCCGGCCUCAAGCUGCUCCCGGUGCUAAUCUCCUCUGUGAUCUCCAGCAUCGUGUCCGGAGGAGCCACGAGUGCCAUAGGGUACUACAACCCCAUCGCGCUCAUCGGCAUGAUCCUUUUCUCCAUCGGCGCAGGCCUCACCACCACCUGGAGCCUGACCACCCCUAUGGCGGCCUGGUUCGGAUUCCAGGUCAUCGCGGGCCUGGGGACGGGCAUGGGGUUUCAGAUCGCCGUGCUCGUCAUUCAGAACGUCCUACCCGAGGAAUGGAUCCCCGUCGGCACCUCGGCCGUGCAGUUCUUCCAGAACCUGGGGGGCGCCAUCUCCAGCGCCAUCGCACAGAGCGCCUUCCAGAACGGCCUCGUCACCUCGGCCGCCAGCAGCGCGCCGUUUCUCCCGUCGACCCUGCUGCUGGACACGGGCGCCUCCAACAUCCGCCAGACCCUGGGGAACCUUACGGCAUCAGCGGAUUUUGGGCCCCUGAUUGCCAACGCCGGCGGAUUCGGGAAGGUGUAUGAUGAUUUGCGUUUUGCUUACUUGACUGGGUUGAAAAACACCUUCUAUGUCGCUGUUGCUUGCGCUGUUGCUGGCUUUUGCAUCGCGUGCGGAUUCCGCUGGAUCAAUAUGAAGGGCAGGCCUACAGAUCCUUCGCCCGAAGACGGCCAAGUUGUGGUGCUGGCUGAAAGGGAAAAGGAGAAGUCUGCGACAGAGGAAGCCAAUGCCAAGAGGUGA